This is a messenger RNA of Adineta steineri, 2433 nucleotides long. NCBI's taxonomy places the organism in Eukaryota, Metazoa, Rotifera, Eurotatoria, Adinetida, Adinetidae. The record is from the annotation of a GenBank genome assembly.
AUGCUGAAAUCCGAUCUUGUAAAUAAUACCAACAGUAACUCUGAUGAGAUAAAUUACACUUCGCUUCCAACAGUUCUUUCACGAUUGAAGCUGUCAAUACUUCCACAAAAACCAUCAACAGGUUUUCAACCGAAACCAUUGUCCUUAUUAGAAAGAAUAUCACGAAAAACGAUCAGACCAAGUGUUCGUUCAGUUAUCCCAAAUGGUAUAACGAUUCGACAGCAGUUUCAUGAUUUACUUAACGAACCUAUAUCCAUGCAAUAUCAACGUCAUUUUCGUAAAUAUUUUGCUAGGGAUAUAAGUACAAAAACAUUCACUAUCGAUGAAUUUGAUCGUCUCUUUCAAGUUACAUCUGUACUCAGCAAACGAAUUUUAAUAAUAUUCAAUUUGAAGCAAGCAUAUGAUAACAAUUCUGUAUCGGGUGCAGAUGUUAUUCGUAUAGCUCGACUACUAUGGGUGUCACCAAUGUCAAUAAAAGCUUUUAUAUUAUUUAAAUUAUUUGAUGGUCAUGAUAAAGAAACAAUCUCUAUUGAUGAUAUUCGUUCAUUUUAUGAAUAUUAUUUAUCUGAAUUUAAGUUUUUUAAAGAUGAAAAUAGAUUUAAUGAAGUUGUAGAAAUCUUUUUACAAGGAUUUUUCCCAUCAAAUAACGAAAAUCAACAACGGCAAGAAUUAAAUUUUGAUCAAUUCUAUCAAAUUCUUCAACAGAAUCCAUCCGUAUUUAAAUCACUUUAUCUUAUCAGUAUACCUGAUCAAGAUAAAGAAGAUGAUGAAGAAAUAAAUUACUUUCAACGAUGGCGUAUGUAUAUAAAAAAUAAUGCCAAUCGUAUUGUUUUUCUUAUCUUAUAUAUUCUAAGUUUAAUUGCAUUAAUUAUUUAUGUUAUUAUUGAUCGAGUUGUAAUUAUUCCUAAUCAAUCUGUAUGGCAAGUUUUCGCUCGUAUAGGUGGCAUAUUAAUUGAUUAUAAUUAUGCUCUUGCUAUUAUUUUAAUGCUUAAACAAACAAUGACUAUCAUACGACGAUUAUAUUAUUUUCGUUUAUUUAUUCCAGUUGAUGAUCAUAUCGAUGCUCAUCGUUUAGUAGGAACAGUACUAUUUAUUUCCGCUAUAGUUCAUUCGCUCGGUUAUGUCAUACAUUUCGCUACUCAUCUAGAUGGACAUUCAUGGUUUGUAUUAAUGUUUACUACGACUGCAGAACUUGGAUGGGUUCAUUAUUCAGCUCCUAUUACGGGUGUUAUUCUAUGGUUAUUACUUAUUGUAAUGAUUAUUUGUUCAUUACAAUGUAUUCGACAACGAUCAGGUUGUUAUCAAUUAUUUCGAUAUACUCAUUAUUUAUUUUGGCCAAUAUUUAUUCUUCUUGUUAUACAUGCUCAAAAUUUUUGGAAAUGGGCUAUUGGACCCAUGACAUUAUUUUGUUUGGAAAAACUUUAUUUACUUAAACGACAUUUACCACAAUAUGGUCGUACACGUUUAAUUUCAGUUCGAAUUGAAGAUGAUCAUGUUUUAUCAUUGAUUAUUGAACGACCGGUUAAUUUUAAUUUUCAUGUUGGAGAAUAUAUUAAUAUUUGUUUACCUAAUAUUAGUCAAAAUGAAUGGCAUCCAUUUACGAUUUGUAGUGGACCAGAACAAGAUAUUCUUCGUUUAACAAUAAUGAAGAAACAAAAUUGGACAAAGAAAAUUUAUCAACAUUUUUCUUCACAAUUACCAAAAUCUACAAAUGAAAUUCUUGUCACAGAAAAUUCAACAACAACUCUUUCAUUACUAUCCAAUGAAAUAACAUUUACUGCAAAUCAAAAAGAUGCUGUUGCUUGUAUUGAAGGACCCUUUAGUACUUGUACAUCGUAUAUAUUUGAUUGUGAACAUGUUGUUUUGAUAGGGGGUGGAAUUGGGGUGACACCCUAUAUUAGUGCUUUAGAAAGUUUAAUACAUCAAUUACGACAACAACGUUGUACAUGUUUUCAAUGUGGUGCAGUUAAUUAUACUCAAUCAGCGUUAAGACCUCGAAAAUUGAAAAAAGUUGAUUUCAUUUGGAUUAAUCGUGAUAUUGAUAAUUUUUUAUGGUUUCAAAAACUUCUUGAAGAAUUUGAAGCUGAACAAGAAGCAUAUUUAACUGCAACCUCACAAGAACAACAAGCAAGAUAUCUUGAUAUACAUAUUUAUUGUACAUUGAUACGUAGUAAUGAACAAGCAAUGUUAGGAAAUCUUCCUUAUGAUCUUGUUGCUAAUAUGUAUGAAGUUAUGCAACAUCAAGAUAUACAUACAAAUUUAAAAACGCGAACACAUGUUGGACGACCACCAUGGAAAUUACUUUUUGCAAAAUUUAAAGCUGAACAUCGAACAACAAAUGUAUUUUUUACUGGCAAUAGAAUUAUGGCGAAUGAAAUAAAACAACGUUGUGAUGAACAUGGUUUUCCAUUUCAACAUGAACCUUAUUUUUAA